Molecule: messenger RNA, 1767 nt
Organism: Pectinophora gossypiella (pink bollworm)
Lineage: Eukaryota; Metazoa; Arthropoda; Insecta; Lepidoptera; Gelechiidae
Exons: 2
Coding region: 1-1767 (588 amino acids)
Source: RefSeq, a predicted model, not a curated record
AUGUCACUCACGGAGUUCAACUCCAGAUUGUUUCUGUCGGAAGCUAAUAAUACCUCUGUCACCGAGAAAUUAGCAGAAACCGCCGCUAGAAUAGCAACAAACUACUUCGAAUGGCGAUACAUAACUUUAGUGUUUUUUAAUUCGACAAUCUUGAAUGUGGUCGGAGAUUUCUGGCAACUGUAUGACAAGAGUUUUAUUAUCAGCAAAGGGAUGCAUGAACCACACUAUAAUGCUGAAGUCACACGACAAUACAUUGUCUUUGGAAAGGACACAUCAGACAUCACUCGCAUGCUGAACUGGAUGCGAGGAUACCAAUUUGAUAACACUGGCAAAUAUGUUGUGAUUUGUCAGUCGGAAGAAAAAUGUGACGAAACUGAAGCCGUAUCCACUUUCUGGUACCAUAAAAUCACCAACGUCGUUCUCCUCAAACAAUCAGAUGGAAUAGUGUCUGGUUAUACAUACUUCUACAGCGCAGACAAUUGCGCUAUGAGUGCACCCGUCAAAAUUGAAGCUUUAGAAAAAUGUCUGGAUUUUAGUGAAGUCGAUGACGCUUGCAACCUGUUUCCUGAGAAGUUUUACGAUCUGUUCGGAUGUUCUCUUAUAGCGUCAACCUUCCAGCAGCCGCCGUACAUGAAUAUGUUAGCCAAGGAAGGACCGAAAGGUGCUGAUGGGGAUUUGCUGUUUAUUAUAGCCCAGGCCAUGAACGCUAGCUUGAAAAUGAUGACACCGCAUCGUGGGGAUGGAUGGGGAUCGUUGGACACGGACGGACGCUGGCUUGGAUCUCUCGCUGACAUCUACUACGAUCUUGCCAAUAUAUCUAUGACGUCAGCAGCUUUAACCAAAAACAGAUUCUCAGGUUUCCAAUUGUCCUUCAUCUACAGCUUUGUGACUAUCGGCUGGAUCACCAGCCCCACCCGCCUGGAACCUUCUUCGUUAAAACUGUUGCACCCAUUUCACCCGACAACUCAUAUAACCGUAGGUAUUAGUUACCUGAUUGUUAUCGUUUCAGCAUUUGUAAUCAAAAGCAAAAUAUUCAACAAACUGAAUAGAAUGUUGGGGAUUACUUCCGGUAACAAAAUGAUAUUACAUUCAUGGAUGAUAUUCAUGGGUUUACCAAGGGACAAGCUGCCGAAGAAACCUUUUCUUUUGCACAUGGUUUUCCUCUGGAUUCUGUACACGUUUAUGAUCAGAACAAUGUAUCAGGCCUCUCUGGUAGAUUCUUUGAAGAGUGAUAAAUAUGCGUCAAAUGUGGAGACGGUAGAAGAAUUGUUGAAAGCAAACUACAAAGUGGGAGGUGGUUUCGCCUUGCGGGACUAUUACAUCAACUAUCCAGCUGUGUAUAACAGUUUUAUAGGCAUGAACGCUAGCGAACUCAGGAAAACGACAAUAAGAAUAUCACGAGGCGAAAACUUUGCGGUUGCAGUAAAUUUGGGAUCAGUGCAGUCUUUUAUUAAGAACCAUGGAGGAGCGUUGCAUGUGCUUGGGCAGAGAAUUGUCGUGAGUCCUACAGCGAUAUUUUUCAAGAAGUUCUCACCACUCGCCGGUUCUGUGAACCGGGUGUUGAGGCGGCUGGUAGAGGCUGGAUUCCCUGAUAAAUUAUACAGGAUCUACGUACAAGCUCUAGAGAAAACUCCUAAACGUGUCGACAGUAGCAAUGCACCGAUGACUACGGACCAUUACACUGGCUGUUACGCUUUGCUCAUCAGCGGGUUAUCACCGUUUAUUUAUGCAAAUGAUAAUGUCAAGCAUCCUAUAAAAGCUUUAUAA